AUGGCUGCUGACAGGACCGAUUCAUAUGAUGAAUGGACCUGUGAAUCGGAAAUUCAACUCUUCCAAGGAUUAAUUAAGCACAAACCCGUUGGGGUAUCUCGCCAUUUCGAAAUGAUGUGCUUGUGCAAUUAUCUGAAUUCAGUUCUUCGCAAACCAAUCACUCCUGAAGCUAUUUGGAAGAAGCUGGAUACCCUGUUCAAUAUGGAAGAACUGCAUGAGUCAGAAGUAAACCCGUUUCAAGGUAAAACGAAGGAAUUCAGUCUACCCGAGGAGUUUGAUUCCUUGAAAGAAUUGAAGUUUCCUCGUGUUGGUCAUCGGAGCGAUACAGUUAUACCCAAAUCUCCAGUUGUAGAUACUUCUAAUCGAAAGCGAACAAGAAAGUCGGUGCGUUGGUCUGACAUUCAUACAACUUCAUCAGAUAAUGUUGUGGUUGAAACACCGACUAAUUCAGCAGCAGUGACUCCUGCUGUAGGUGUUAGCAGUUCACGCAAAAGGAGGCGCUGACAUUUGUGUGUGUGUGUGUAUGCUGGUUGCGAAUACACAAACAUCU
Molecule: messenger RNA, 550 nt
Organism: Trichobilharzia szidati
Lineage: Eukaryota; Metazoa; Platyhelminthes; Trematoda; Strigeidida; Schistosomatidae
Source: the annotation of a GenBank genome assembly